CAUCACACUAGCAGUAAUUAAUCAACCACCAGCUAGUCUAGUAAUAUUAUUACAUCUCGUCAGCCAGGAUUAUCUAUUCAUUUAUAUUAGAUGGGUAUUACUAUCUGCGGAGAUAUGAGAAUGCAGAAAUUACUGUUUAGUCCAUUAUACUUCUAUACAAAUAAUAGAGGAAGGCAAUAUAAAGGUCGCGUUGGACAGACAGUACAGAACGUUCUUGCCAUACAGGCCCCUGGGACCUGUCUGCUCUUGCAUUUCUCGUAAACCAGUUCCUCCAUAAUAAUAUUUUCAAUAUAGAGACUUACUUCCCCAGGCCACGCACAGAGACAUUAAAACCUGCAUGAUCAAGAUACAUUGCAUUAUCAUUUCGGAAAAGAAACCAUGAUUCCUCAUUUCCCAAUCUCAUCUACUCUAUGGACCAUCGUACUGACGAUCCUAUCGCAAGUGCACGCAAACCAUCCAAGCUGCGAAUGCUAUAUCGUCUCCGGACCAGAACCAGGAUACUUCCAAAACUACCGUUUCUGGGACUUUCGCUACGUGCCUCCGGAGCCUGAGUUGGCUAAAGAAUACCAAUUCUCUCCGUUAGGAAACAAUGCUGGUGCCGCCAAGUAUAACGAAGCUAAUGGACCUUUGCUGAAAAGGCCAAUUCUGUUGAGAGACACAAAGUUCGCGGACGAAUGGACCGUUCAGAGUUGGAGUCGGGAAGGUUCAAGUCUCUUUCCAGUACCUAUUGUUAAUUCGGAGCGGAAUGUUUUCAUCACGAAUGAUCCGUGGCAUGAGGAUGCAACGAAUCUGGUGUUUCGGACGACCAGGCUAGAUGACUAUUCUUCUACGGCGGAGAUAGAGACUCGGUUGCGGAAUAUCUUGCACUGCUCUGUUCGUGUGCGACUGCGUCUGUUUGCUGGAGAUGGCAUUCUUCAACCCCCAAUUUGGGGAAAAUCCGUCAGCAAUCAAGAAGACGAAGAUCCGGAUGUAUCUGUGGAACCAAAAGUGUCAGCGAGUCCUCCUAGCGGUGCAUGUGCGGGGAUAUUCACGUACCAUUCCACGACAAGCGAGUCGGAUAUCGAAAUCCUCACUUCAGAUCCUCCUUAUCGCAUCCAUUACGCCAAUCAGCCUGACUACGACCCCAUCACGGAUGAGAUGAUCCCAGGUGCGAGUACCGUAGUAGAUCUUCCCGUUCGCUGGACCUCGUGGGCAACGCAUCGUCUCGAUUGGUUCUCGAGUAAUUCCCGCUGGUGGGUAGAUGGCAUCAUCCAGGAGAGAAAGACAUACUCCGUUCCCUACAAUCCCAGCAUGUUAGUGAUCAAUCUCUGGAGUGAUGGCGGAAAUUGGACUGGCAACAUGUCUGUGGGAGACAGCGUCUAUAUGGGUAUCGAAUCGAUUGAAAUCGCCUACAAUGCCACCACGGACGGUGCUGAUAUUUCUGAUGAAUUGCCCAACCGCAGACACCCGAAUCACAUCUUGCGUGCAAACAUGGCGAAUGAGUUUGUCAGGGAGGAAGAUCCGGAAGAGUCGUUGCUCAAGUCUGACGGAAACGAGGGAAUUGAAAUUCACAAAGGAUGCAGAGUGGCUUGUCGGAUCGACGAUGUCCAGCAGAAAGGAUUCCCGGAGGUUGUAUAUGACUAUUCUGCCUAGGCAGCUUAUUAGCUUGGUAAAAAAAGCACUAUACGAAUUAGCCUUGAUUUACAUCAACUUGCUAGAAACAGAAUGUUCUGAGCUUGCAUUAAUUCUACCACCGAAAAUAUCUUCGCGAGCACUUAGCAAGAUCGUAGUCAUUCUCAUCAUGACCUAACAACCAUAACACGCA
Messenger RNA from Paecilomyces variotii, 1804 nucleotides. RefSeq names its product endo-1,3(4)-beta-glucanase. Lineage: Eukaryota; Fungi; Ascomycota; Eurotiomycetes; Eurotiales; Thermoascaceae. The record is from RefSeq and is a predicted model, not a curated record. The coding region runs from base 379 to 1632 and encodes 417 amino acids. The transcript has a single exon.